UGUUAAUACUGAGCAUCGUGAUAACUUGCAUCGGAAUCUUUUGUCAAUUUUACUUUUCUAAUUUCAUCCGACGAUGGCAGUUAUGAGAAAAUUCAGCCAGUUCGUUUUACGAACGCAAUUUAAAACUUUAAAAUUGGAAUAUUCAACUAAUGCGGGUUUGUUGAGCGACAUAAGCGUGUUGGAUCUGAGUAGGGUUGUGGCUGGACCUUUUUGUACAAUGACCUUGGGCGAUUUGGGCGCGAACAUUAUAAAAGUUGAGAGUUUGGAUGGGGACGAAGCGCGCAAAUGGGGCCCGCCCUUCAUAAAAGAUAGCAAAGAUUCGUAUUAUUUUUUAUCAGUGAAUAGAAACAAGAAGAGUAUCUGUAUUGAUUUUAAAAGUCAAGAAGGCAAGAAAGUGAUCUAUGACUUGGCAAAAAAAUGUGACGUUCUUGUGGAGAACUUCAUCCCAGGCAAGUUAGACCAACUAGAGGUGGGAUACGAGAAACUGAAGACGGUCAAUCCGAAACUUAUAUAUUGUGCCAUCACUGGUUUCGGCCCCAGAGGACCUUACAUGAAGAAACCUGGAUAUGACGUCAUCGCGGCUGCAAUGGGCGGAUUAUUACACACGACCGGGGAACGCAACGGCAGCCCGGUCAAAGCCGGAGUCGCCAUCACUGACGUCACUACCGGCUUGCACGCAUUUGGAGCCAUCAUGACUGCAUUAUACCACAGACAAAAAACCGGCAAAGGACAAAAGAUAGACUGCAACCUUCUAUCCACCCAAAUAGCUAGCAUGAUUAAUGUAGCUAACAUAUAUUUGAACUGCGGCAUCGAAGGUCAGCGCUGGGGUACGGCGCAUGCGAAUUUGGUGCCGUACCAAGCUCUCAAAACAAAAGAUGGUUACAUGGUCAUUGGUACAGGAUCCAACGCCCAAUUUGCGGACUUCUGCAAGCUGAUUGACAGAGAAGAUCUAAUUACUGAUGAGAGAUUUAGCGAUAACUCCAAAAGAGUACAAAAUAGAGAUGAGAUAGUUAAUAUAAUUAGUGAAGUUGUUAAAACUAAGACGAAUAAGGAAUUAAGUUUGCUUUUUAAGAAUGCAUCGUUUCCUAACGGACCUGUGAAUUCAAUGCAGGAUGUGUUUGAUGAUGAACACGUGCAGGCUAUCGGGCUGGUUAAGGAGCUACAGCAUCCGAAGGCUGGGACUAUCAGAGUUGUCGGCCCCCCCACGGAGUACAGCGAGGGUGGUAACCUGGCUAGAAAUGCCCCACCCUUACUAGGUCAACAUACAAAGGAGAUUUUGUCAGAUUUCCUAGGAUACCAUGAUGCUAAGAUUGAGGGGUUGCUAGAAAAUAAUAUUGUAAAAUAAAUAUUUUUAUAUUUGAUGGUCAGAGAGCCCGUGGAGCGCGUGGCGGUGAUCACGCUGCGGCCGACGCGCACUCAGCAGCGCAAGAAGGUCGUCUGGACGGAGGACACCGUCGACAACGAGAACAUGAACAAGAAGAAAUCUAAAUGUUGCUGCAUAUACGAGAAGCCGCACCGGUUCGGCGAGUCGGACUCGGAGGAGAGCGACGACGAGUGCGAGCACUGCUUCGGGCACGUCGAGCGACGCCGCGGGAAACACAAACACGCAGAGGACGGCUCCGUCACUGUGCAGGAAGAGUCAGCGGAACCGACAGCGACCAUAACCCUCCAGCCGCCGGAGCCUGCGCCCGCGCCGCCCGACAAGCCUCCACAAGACGGCUAGCUACAUACACCCAGCGUCAUAGACCCCUGGACUCCUCAUCUAUAGUUAUUCAUACAGUGAUAUUGAAGGGUCAAGAUAGGGUGGUUGUCGACCGGUUACUAGGUCAAUUUGAGUGAAGUUAAAACUUUUAGGUAUUUAAGUACGGAGUUUAUUCUGUUGUUUCUGUCCUUUUCUGGGCAUGAAUUAAUUUAAUAGGUAUUAGAUAAGACUUAUCCCGCCUGGAGUGAAUUAUUGGAAGAGAGAAAAGAGAUGAGGAAAUCAUGUUUUUUGAGGUUGAAAAACUGUAUGAGUUAACCUGAAUGUUUAUUUAGUCUAAUAAAAAAUAGUUAUUGGGUUUAGUAUUUAUGCACAAAAAUCGAUUUUAAUCGAUAUAAAAUUUUUGUGGCUAACACUCGAUAUUCUUUAUUUGCAUUAUAAGGGACCGGUCGACGAUCACUAUCACAAGACAUAUUAUAUUUAAUGCAGGCAGCAACCUUCCGAAUAAUCGAUUGUAUUGUACAAGUACAGUUUGAAAACAUUCUACCGAUCGUCGACGGAACAAUUAAAACUCGUACAGAACUACAUAUUAUGAUACGUUACGAUUUGUCGGUACGAAUAAAAUCGUAUAACAAAAUCGAACCGAUUUUUCAGGAAAUGCAACGCCAGUUAUCCGAAACACCAACUUGCAUGAAAUUUUUAGAUAUUUCAUAAUCGUCAGCUUGUUAGUUGUAUUCUUUUGCAUAUUACUAAAUCUGUAAUUAUUUCUUAUUUUAGGUAAGAUAGAGAUAAAAUUAAAUAUUAUUUUUAUUUAA
Molecule: messenger RNA, 2514 nt
Organism: Manduca sexta (tobacco hornworm)
Lineage: Eukaryota; Metazoa; Arthropoda; Insecta; Lepidoptera; Sphingidae
Product: succinate--hydroxymethylglutarate CoA-transferase-like
Molecular function (GO): protein serine/threonine phosphatase inhibitor activity; catalytic activity
Source: RefSeq, a predicted model, not a curated record